This is a messenger RNA of Juglans microcarpa x Juglans regia, 5840 nucleotides long. RefSeq names its product subtilisin-like protease SBT3.18. The record is from RefSeq and is a predicted model, not a curated record. Gene Ontology annotation, molecular function: serine-type endopeptidase activity. Bases 3378 to 5684 code for a protein of 768 amino acids. Lineage: Eukaryota; Viridiplantae; Streptophyta; Magnoliopsida; Fagales; Juglandaceae. The transcript is spliced from 11 exons. Gene Ontology annotation, biological process: proteolysis.
UAUAAUAUUUAACGAAAGAAGAUACAUUUGGCGAUAACAGUUACCGGCCAUUCUCUGUGGCCUCGGUAACUGUUAUCACCAUCGUGAACCUUAACAUCUACAGGAAGUGGAGGAAACCCCUCCCUUAGAUCCUGGGUCCCUUGAUAAACACUUCCAAAUCCUGCUCUACCCAAAACUCAGUCUUGCCUAAAAUUUCCGGUGAUUAUCUUUAGUUCAUUGUAGGUGAAUGCAAUCAAUGGAUUUGCUGCUGAAUCACGGCGCAGGCCGUCUACGUCUUCAGGGUUUGAAGAACUCAAAACUGGCAAAUAUGUUUCGCUAAACCUCAAGGUGACUUAUAUCUGCAACCUGUGCAUUUAGUGGGAAUUAUUUAGCACCAGAGAGCUUCAAAGUCGGACCUUCUAAACGAGUACUUCCGUAUCAGUGACUUGCUCACGAAAAAAUGGAGACACAAUUUAGUGACGAAAAUAUUUUUUACAGUUCUGUGAAAAAAAAAAAAAAAAAAAAUGUUUUCCCGAUUUUUCUUUUGAUCGAAUCAUGUCUAUUCCCCAUGGCUCAUACAUAAGGAUAUUUGACAGUAAAGACUGUGCAACUAUGGCCGUCAGGUACUAACUCUUUUCUUUUACUUUUUGUCAAGUGAAUUCAAGAUUUAAAUUGCUUAAAACUCUUGAAAAAUUUUGCGGAUAUAAUGGAAACAUUAGUUUAAUGUCCCACUUUAUGACCGAGCUUGAUAUCGUCAUUAUUCUGAAAGACUUCAGAAUCAAUAAAAGCAAGGGAUUUUUCUAAUUAGUAAAUGGGAAUAUGUUAGUGAUGAACGGUGGGCCCAAACUCAUAUACGGUCUCCCCUUCGUGUGUUCUUAUUAAAAAACCCUGCAGAUCAAGGCAUAUUGACAUGGAAAUUAAACUGACCACCACCUGAUCUGGAACCCCGUUCUGUCUCUCACGCACGCAGGCCACAUACACACUCAAUGUCUUUAGUCGGUAAUAAUGGCUUAUAUAAUGACCAAUAUUUAUGCAGAUAAUUGGAGAAUUAUGUAUGUACGUGUUGCUUAUCAUAAUCUGAUAUAUAUAUAUCUAUCUCUGUGUGUGUGUGUGUAAUGAAUGCUAAUAUUGCACUAAAUGAUAACCACCGUAUACCAUGUUGCAAAUGCUGAUUUCAAUCAUAAAGCACUUCCUUAUCAAAAUACAGUGCCUACAUCAUAAUCUAAAAAUCAAUCACAGCAUGUUACCUUCAUCUAAUGGCUAUAAGAAUUCGGUCCCACCUCUGCUAAGAUGACAGCAUGCUAAAUCUGUGCCAAAAAUUAAUAAAGCCUUGAGCUGGGACCAGAUGGUCAUUUACCAUAAUUUUUCGUCGUUAGUUGAGUUUCUAAAAGCCAUGCAACUAAGAUUACUAGAGCAGUUUCCGUAUACUAUCAGACAAAGUAGAGGGUGGGGAUCAUUUGAGCGCAGAAGCCUUCAAACAUAACCUCUCCUAUAACCACUUCCUCAGAGAAAAUGAUAUCAAAUGUUCACACUCCUCUGCCUAUAACCCACGACCCUCUCAGUAAAAACGAUAAAAUAUUAGAAGAGUUCCUGGGUGGGGUACUUCCAAGUUAACCCUUGAAAUAUCCAUAUGCUAACUUCUCUGCGAAGCAGAUGAUACUGAUUUUAUAUACAAUCAUUUCAUUCUUGUAUCUGAUAGCAUUUUCAUACAAGCAGAACUAUACUCAUGAAUUCUAAAAUUGCAUAAGAUAUUUAUCUGCUUCUGGCUGUAAAGUAACAAAGUCUUGAGAGACAGGGUAGUUAAUAGAUUCAUCCUAUUUACUAUGUCUUAAGACUAACUGAUCCUUGUAUAAACUUCAAAUAAUAGUGAAAUAAUAUGUAUGUUGGCUUCCAUACAAGCUAAUAGUUAAUCUUCUCUGUUUUGAUCAAUGGUAUAUAUGAUUACCAUGCCUCUAUAUAUCUGUUUCUAAUGCCACAUUCAUGAAUGACACCUGCCAGAAGCUGUUACAGUUAGAAAAUUCAUGGGGCAAUUAAACUUGAUCAUGUUCUAUAGUCCCAGAAGGGGAAUUGAAUUUAACCAAAUAAUCCAGCUGUUAGAAUUUCCCAACAGAGAAAUCUUUAUGUUGCACUUGAAAUUACUGCUUGACAAAGCAAACCAGAUGUAUGCUUUAUUUCAAUCAAAUUAUGAUAAACGAAGACACAAUAAUAGAUUGCUAUGACUGAAAUCUGAUGAUGCCUAUUUACAAAGCAAGUUCAUAUGGCAUUAAUAUGGAGAAAGGUUCAAUGAUGUGAAGUUUAUCUUGGAAGGUUGAGACGUGCCUCGGAAGUCUAACGCCUUGAUUAUAAACCUCUGAUUACGCAAUACGAUUGGACCCAAUCACGCAAUGUGUAGGGAAAACUUUAGGUAAGCAAUGCUUCUCCUGAUUGAGCCUAAUAUUACAUUUUUUAAAUCAAGUUAGUAUUUCUUUGUAGGCUUGCAACUGAUCAUUAUAGUUUAUGUAUUCCUUGAUAAGUUUAAAGUUUGUUUUUAUACAUAGCUGUAGUUCUUGGGGGCAAAAUAAAUGAAUUAAUUAUGAAAUAAGUUCAAUUAAUAUAAUAAUAAAAGAUAAUAGGAAAGAAUCAUUUUGUAGUGAAGUCAUUAAUUGUACUUCUCAUAGAGAAGCUUUGUAGCUUGGGGAGCACUAGGAAUCUCUGCUUAUUAGAUGUGAUUAUAAUAGUUUUUGAGACAUCAUUCUUUACAGGGAGCACUAGGAACCAAAUGAGACGUCUUUUGGUUCUAAUAACCAAAUGCUAACGAGCUAAAUUCAGAACAUUCAAUAGCUUAAAAGAACAUUAGCACCUAAAAUUAGAGCUGCAGCCUUUUAAAGAAGACUAGAACAUUUUCAUUUUAGUGUCCUUAAUUAGUCAAAGCCAACUUGUAGAAAGCAUCUUAGCAAAGUUCCCAAUAACACUUGCACUAGCUAUCUGCAGGUUUAAAUUUAGUUUUGAUGUUCUUAAUCUCAUUUUAUUCUAAAAGAAUUGAAUCAAUAACGAAUUGUACUAAUCCUAAGGAUACUGUUAAGAUCAUGAUGCGCUUCCUUUCUCUUAAGGUUCUGAAGAUAUGUUUAGAUAUUAUCCUCGAGCAGCUGAUGAGGUAGCACAGUGAUUUGUCUGAUUAUGUUUAAAAGUAGGGCUGAAAGAUCUACAUAAUGGUUACGAGGACAAGGAGGCUGAAGGAUCUUACACAUGAUGAAGGUGGCAUGCAUUUCUCGUGAUAGUAUUCAUUGUAACUAUGAUAUUCAUGAAGGUAGUCCUUGGCCGUAAUGCUACAUGAGGAACAAUACUAUGUACAGGUCAUGGACUCAUGAGAGAGAGAGAGAGAGAGAAGGGAUGCAGGUGGUUGUCCUCAUCUGUAUCAAAUGGCUAGCUUCAAAAGAGAAUAUCAUCAUGGAGUACGCAAGAAGGUUUAUAUAGUCUAUUUAGGGCUCAACCAUAAUCAAGAUCCUACUCUCACUUCAAAAUACCAUCACAAACUGCUCUCUAAUGUCUUUGCAAGUGAAGAAGAUGCAAAGCAGUCCAUGCUCUAUAGCUACAAGCAUAGUUUCUCGGGGUUUUCAGCAAAGCUCAAUUCAACCCAAGCAACUGCUUUAGCCAAGAUGGAAGGAGUGAUAUCAGUGUUCAGGAGCAAGACACUGCAAUUACACACGACGAGAAGUUGGGACUUCGUCGGCUUUACCUUGGGCAACAAUAAAGUGACUCCAUUGCAGCUAGCCUUUGGUGAUGACAUUGUUGUUGGGAUGUUUGAUACAGGUAUAUGGCCAGAAUCUGAGAGUUUCUCGGAAGAACCCCGUAUGAAGCCUAUUCCAUCAACUUGGAGAGGGGAAUGUGUAAAAGGUGACAGGUUUGACCCAAAAACAAACUGCAACCGGAAGCUAAUUGGAGCUCGUUACUACCUUAAAGGAUUUGAAGAAGAAAACGGGCCACUAAGAAACCCAGAAUAUCAAUCAUCACGAGAUUUUCUUGGCCAUGGGACACACACAGCUUCAACGGCCGUGGGGUCCAUAGUUAAGAAUGCAAGUUUCUUCGGCUUGGGGCUGGGCACUGCCCGGGGUGGAGCGCCUAGGGCUCGACUAGCAGUGUACAAAAUAUGUUGGGCGAACGAAGAAUUCAAUUCUGUGUGCUCCGAAAUAGAUAUACUGGCGGCUUUCGACGAUGCUUUGCAUGAUGGAGUUCACAUAAUCUCGGCCUCCUUUGGUCCACGCCCACCCAUGCUCCCAUUAUUUGAAACUAGUGCCGGAAUAGGUUCAUUUCAUGCAAUGCAACUGGGUAUUACUGUGGCUUUCUCGGCAGGUAACGAGGGGCCUGAUCCAUCUCUUGUAACAAAUGUUGCGCCAUGGUCCAUUUCUGUGGCUGCCUCAUCUGUAGACCGAAUGUUUCGGACGCAGAUACUCGUGGACAGUAGUCUCUCUAUCAUGGGAGAAAGCUUUCUUCCCACAGAGAUUAAGGGAAAACUGGCAGAUCCAAGCAUGUACUUCGAACAUGGCGUUUGCAAUAGUGAUAAUUACAUGAAUGAAUCGAAACCAGCUGUCGGGAAGGUAGUUGUAUGUUUCUCCACCGAUGGACCAACAUUGAUUGACCAUGCAGUAGCAGCAGUAAAGACGGCCAAUGCAUUGGGCUUGAUCUUUGUUGAACCCAUGACUAGGCAGACAGCUGACGUUGAAAUCGUCCCCACAGUGUAUGUCAACUUUGAGCAAGGGACACAAAUUAAGAACUAUCUUUACGAAUCUCCCAGCCUCCCUAGAGUGCGGAUAAUGCCGACUAAAACCAUAAUUGGAAAGUCACCAGCACCUACAGUGGCAGACUUUUCUUCUAGAGGGCCGAGUUCACUUACACCUGACAUUCUCAAGCCGGAUGUAACCGCUCCCGGAGUAAGUAUACUAGCAGCAUGGCCUCAUGACACUUCACCAACCUUGUCACCAAGUGAUGAUCGUCGCGUGAGGUGGAAUUUUCAGUCGGGAACAUCAAUGUCAUGCCCUCAUGUCUCCGGUGUUGCCGCCCUUAUCAAAUCAGCACAUCCAAGAUGGUCCCCAUCAGCCAUUAGAUCAGCUCUCAUAACUACAGCUUACACUCGGGACACAACCAGCGACAGCAUUCUAGCUGGUGGAUCAAUGAAAGUGGCGGAUCCCUUUGACAUUGGCGCUGGCCACAUUAACCCCUUGAAAGCACUGGAUCCGGGGCUAGUUUACGAAAUGAAAACCAGCGAUUAUAUUCUCUUCCUCUGCAAUAUUGGCUACACCCAAGAAAACAUACACAAAAUGGUUCUUCCGUGUCCUGGGGUUGAUAUAAGCUGCCCAAAGGUUCCGAAAAGCAACACAAACAUUAAUUACCCCUCAAUCACAGUUUCCAAUCUCAAAUCAACAAUGACAAUCAAGAGGACAGUUCGUAAUGUGGGCCAUAAAAAAAACACCAUUUACUUUGCCAGCAUUGUUAAGCCUGAUGGAGUGGAGGUAUUUAUAUGGCCUAGAGCUUUAAUUUUCUCGUGGUUCAACGAAGAAAACUCAUACUAUGUCACUCUCAAACCACUGAAGAAGUCUCAAGGGAGAUAUGAUUUUGGAGAGAUUGUUUGGUCGGAUGGCUGCCAUAAGGUAAGGAGUCCAUUGGUCGUAUGUGUGAAUACUACUGAUGAUUCGAGUGAUUCCAUAGCCCGUACUAGCAGCUCCAUUUAGGCUCCUUGCUUAUUUCAUAUUUGAAGAAUUUUGCAAAAAUCUUACAGGUUGGCGGUUGCGCUGUUUUGCCAACUGAUGUAAUAAUUGUGACCAAGUUUCUUGGCUUUGUCUCUGUAAAAAUAAAGUUGAUGUGAUAAGAAAAUUUUACUAUGCUUU